AAAAAUUGUGAAAUCAGGAUUGGACUGGAUUGUGCUGUACCGACAGUAUGGGCAGUUGGCAGGGUCCUCCGGUUCUGGUUGGUGAAAGAGCAUUGUGGCUCGGCAGUGGCAGCGGACUCCCGAAACCUGGUGCUGUCAGGUGGAUUGGUCGCCUUGCAGAGAUCGGCCCAGGCUGGACGGUUGGAUUGGAGUUGGAUGAAGCUCUGCCCGUUGGAGGAAUUGACGGUUCAUGGGGAGGACGGGAGCUGUUUACAUGUAAACCUAAACAUGGCCUCUUGGUUCCUAUAUCUAGCAUCAUUCCUGGCUCACAGUUCAAACACUUACCGAAUAUUCCAGCUUUUGAGAAGAGCCAGAAUGCAGCAGAACACAGUCCAGUGGUCAAUCUGUCCAGGGACUCGCAACAUCAGCCUCAACCCAAUACUGAGCCUCUGGUAGCAGAAGGGCCCAGGCCUGCAAUCCGACACAAGAGGAGGAUUCCAACACCUCCGCCGUCUCCUACACCGCCGGAGCCUGACGAUUCGACCACGGAACAGGACCAGACCACGCUCAGGGUAGAGGAGCGAGAUCAGGAGGAUUCUCUGAAGAAGAGACUCCGCCUGUUCACUGAGAACAAUGGGCAGAGUCGAAGAAUGAACGGACAAUAUAACGAGUGCUCAGAUGUUGUAAUAGAUUCACUGUACGCUCAGAGACGUCAGCAGUUUACCAAGCAUGGACGCUCACAGAGUGACUCGAGUCAUGCCUUCAUAUCCUCAGCCAGUUCGUCGGGUUCCAGACGUGAGCGCAGCAGCACGAGUGCCAUAUUCUCCAUCUUCCGUUGGUUUAGAAAAGAUGGCAAAAGUGAUGAAUUUGAUGCAGAAUUCGCCCCAUCAGCCCCACCUUCACCUCAGUUGAUACGCAACUUCAGUUCCAGCUGCGGCAGCGUAGACACACUCUUCAGCACUGCUACAGCAAGCAGCUUCGCUUACGUUCAUCCUGCGCUUUAUCGUCCAUUUGGAGCUGCUAAUCCACCCGAGAAGAGAAUCUUGGCUGGUCCAGAAACCGAGACUUACAGAAACAGGUUAAAACAGAGAGAUAGGAUCAGAGAACUCGAUAAGAAUCUUACUUUAAAGAAAAAAUACCAUUUGUUCGGAAGUGGUACCCUCCAUAGGAGUGCUGAUGAUGUGAAUGUAAGGCACUUGUACUUGAAUAACUCUUUAGAUUCCUUAAAGGUCAAUGAGGUAUCUCCUGGAAGUAAAAAUUCAACUCUGGGCAGAAAGAAACGGAAAGCUCCUCCUCCCCCUCUGAUUGAGGAAAAACUAAAAGAGAAUAGCCUUCCUAUUAGAUUAGAAGACAAUAAUGAAAAUGAAAGUAGAAAUAUUGAAAAACAUGAUCCUUCAAGUAAGAUAAAUUUAAACAAGCCUCGACAUCGUAGAACAGUCAGUGACUCUGCUAAAGAUAGAAAAUCAUUUGUUCAUGUCAAGGGUAAAAGAAAAGCUCCUCCUCCUCCUCCUGCUGUAAACAGCGUAAGUGAUAAAGAGGAGAGGACAGCAAAUCAUGAAGUGUUAGGAACCCAAAGUUUAGGAAGAAAGAAGAGGCAUGCGCCUCUGCCUCCCUUAGAUAUCAGUAGUGGUGAGAGAGUUGAUAACAAGUUCACACCACAAGGAUGUUUGACUCCUGAUGAAAAACAGCGGCUGAUUGACAACAUCGCCAAACUUCAAGCUGCCGCUGAUCGCAGAAGUCUAUUACUGUCAACGCCUCCUGCUUCUCCAACUCAGAGCAGCAAAAUGUCCCAUACAGUGUGUAAUGACUCAUUAAAACUUGAAAAAGGUGUUCUAAAAGCCAAUAAGACUGAAGUUCAGUCUCCAGAGACUAAGCCUUUUACUCCAACUCCUGUUUCUCCAAGACCUUGGUACAAAAGGAACAUAAUCAACAAAGAAAAAAGUCUUGAGAAGAAAAAAGACAAAAGUAAAAUUGAUGACUGGAUGCCUGAAAUUGCCAUUGCUAGAGGAAAUGUAAUAACCCAAGACACAAAUCCUUCUCAUGUUAAUGAUAGCAGCUCCAACAACAGUAAUGGUGGUAACAACAGCUAUAGACUAUCCAGUAUAUUUUCUCGAUUUGAGAAGCCAGAAGAAAAACGAAAAUCACAAAUAUCAAUGUUAGUUAAUAUUAGUGAAUUGGAUAGAGAAGCGGCUGAAAUUGUGCAGAGAGAACAAGAAAGAGAAAAGGCUCUAUUGGCAGCACAUGAUGCUAAAUUUUAUAAUUCUAUAGUACCACUAGAAACUAAUACAAAACCAGAGCUGGAAAUUGAGGUUGUAGAAGAAAAGGUUGUUGAAGAUCCUCCAAAGAGAUCUGGAGCUCGAGAACUUAUUUCGUUGUUCAAUGCCAUAGGUAGUGUUACUAAAGUGACAGUAAAUUCUGCUUUUACCAAGGAAGGCCCAAGCAUAUUCACGAAAGAAGGUAUUGAGAAAAGAUUUUCUAUCUCAGGAGAUACAGUGAAAACUUCGGAAGAAAAAGUUGUCAAAGAGACAGUCACAAAAAGUAAUGGUUAUAAGAUGGAAACCGUAAUUGUUGAAACAAAAGAAAGUUUUUCAGGCUCACCAGGCAUCAAAAGACGGCGGAAUGUUUUCCAUCAAGAUGAUUCUGGCUCAUCUUCAAGUUCUGAAGCUGCCACGCCAAAAGUUGUUAUUGAGGAAAUUGAGGAUUUUGAUGAAGAAAAAUCCAAAACACAGGUGCUCUAUGAGGCGAAUAAGAUCAGAAAACAUCAUUCUCCAAGUCCAAGUAUACCUACUAUUGCCGAAAUGUCAGAGUCUGUAAGUUCUGUUGCAACUUCUACAGGGUCGACUAUCAAUGAUGGUGCAAGAUCGGUGUCUACAACACCAACCCCAAUAAUAAAGCCUGCUGCAGAUGUGAAUGAGAUUCGAGGUCCACAGGCACAACCCUCCAAGAACUACAGUAUUUGGACCUGUCCUCGGUGUACCCUAGAAAACCCUAGGUGGAGAGUCACCUGUGAAGCUUGUGACAUGUGGAGACCAGCCGUGAGGCGAGAUGUCAUAGAUAAACUGACUAAUGCCAAUAUGGGAGCAACUAUAGCUGUUAAUGUUAUUAAAGGAGGUGAAUCUAACAGCACCUCUGUGGUAAAAACCUCUACACCUCAGACAGAGCCAAAAAUUGUAUCAAGUGUUAUUUCAGAUAAAGAACCCAGAGUUGAGAUUAAAACACGAGCAUUGGCAGAUAGAACAACAGUUAAUUCCAAUGGGAGUAAACUUCUAAGUAGCUCAAAAACUGAACAUUUGAAGCCACUAACUGUCAGUGGACUUCUGUCAAAUGACUAUAAAACAACAGAAUCUAGUGUCUUAGAGAAAGACAAAGUUACUUCUAAAGUUAAUGGUGCCAUUGCGACUAGACUUUCUUCACUGAGUGAAACUAGUCAGGGUGUGUCAAAAUUAGCUGGUAACAAUAGUUCAGUUGCAAUAAAGGAUGAAAAUAAACCCACAGGGAAAAGUUCUUCCAGUGUGUUGAUUACCAAGAAAACUGAUACUCCUACAAGUUCAAAAACUGAAACUCCUAUAGAUUCUAAAACUAAAAUUCCAAUAAAUUCUAAAACUGAGACUCCUGCAAGUUCCAACACAGAAUCUGAUAUGGAUGAGGUUAGAAGAGCAAGACUUGCUUUUUUCCAAAAAUCUCAAUCAAAUGAAAACAAAAAUGAAGAAGGAGCAGGUAAGAUGGAAGUGUCCAGACCUUCGAUAAAUCAAGCUAAAAUUGAUGCUCUGUUUACGAUUGCUUCAAAAGGAUCUCUAGCUACAAAUGAAGAAGAAAGAUUAAGAGUUAAAGAAAUACUAAAAGAGAUGAAGAAUUCUUUGCCAAAAAAGACUAAUCAGCAUAAAUCUGUGUCAGGACAAGGUAAUGUUAGUAACAUGAAAGAAGACAUUAAUGUUAAAGAAAAUAUCAAUAAAAAAGAUAACACUUCAAUUACAAGUACUCCAGACAGUUCAAGAGAUGCAGUAAGAUUGGGAGCAAUAAAGAAAUCCACUGUACAGACUCCUGCUGCUUCGGCUUCAAGCGGAACAAAAAAAGAAUCUGUUGAAAAAUCUCAAAAUAAUAAGAAAGCUGAGAUUUAUCUUGUAAAAACUGAAACUGUUAUUGAAGAAAUAAAAGUAAAGGGAAAAGAUGGUGUUAAGACUCCAAAAAUGUCAACUUCCGUCCAGACUAAUGGGGUUGUUCGAAAAAUAGAACCAAAUCUGUCUGUAACUAACGGUGAAGGGGCUAAAUCCGUAACUGGUAAACCACCAACACCGAAAGCUGCCCGGAAGGAGAUAAUAGUGCCAGUGACUGUAGAGGAGCAUGUAGUAAAAGAUGACGUAGUACAUGUAAAAAGUUCUAAAGAACCUCGAAAGAUUGGUAUUGGAACAUUUGAGUUGAUAAGACCCAGGGACUUUGCCAGCAUAGAAGCAACAAAGAUGGGCGUUGAUGUGAAAGCUCCAAUUCAUGUUUAUGCGAAUAUUCCCAGAACUCACAACGACGAUUCGUCUGCAGAUUCUACCUCUAGCUCAUCCAGUGAAAGUGCGGAGAUCAGUCAGUUGACAGCUGAACUCACAAAACCUAAAGGACUAGCCGACUUUAAAGCAGCAGUGUUGGAGAGCACAGCAGGCAACAAGAUGGAUACACUGGCGGUGAACCGGCUGCUGAGACAGUUGGAGGCGGCGAUAGCAGGUGGUCAACACCAGCGAGCAGCCACCCUCGCCAAGCAGCUUGCGCGUCACAAGGUCAACUGCUGCGUCACACGACAUAGGCACACUGACUUGAUUACAGUGGACAUGUUUGUGGAAGAUAAGCUGUCACAUCAGGGGCCAUUCCCCGUGCAGGUGUCUCCCUCCAUGACAGUGGCUCAGCUCAAGGCCAGGGUGGAGCGACAGUUUGAGAUACCGGUGACUGUGCAACGCUGGAUUCUCGGCAAAGAGCUUGCAGCAGAUGACACAGCAACACUACAACAGCUGGGCGUCUCCAGAGCACAUUGUCCUGUCUUCCUGUAUCUGGUAGCUCCAGAUGGGGCCCAAGAAAAGAAGACGGAAGGGGUAGACAGGGUGACAGAGAGUGAAGCACAGAAGGCUGGCCCGACACCUGGAGGGGGGUUGGAGGAGGCGAGUGGGACCACUGUGAGAGACCCCCCACCAGGCAGGGGCUGGUACUUCAACGAGCAAAAUGACCGAUACAGCUUCUGUGAUAGUGAAGUCACUGACGAAUCUAGUAAAGACCCAAGUCCAGAACCCCAAGAGACAGCUGUAGUCACACAUCAGCAGGAGGUGGAGGCUGAGGAGGAGCUGGAAGUUGUGGAGGAAGAAGAAGUAGAAGAGAUAAUUGAAGCAGCAACAGUGGCUGUAGUCACAGAAAACGAACCUCUCACGACCCAACUCACAGGAACACUAGCAGUUGGCUGGAGGUGUGAAGUAUGCACUCUGAUGAACUCUCCCACACGGCCCGGCUGCUUGGCGUGUGCCACCGCCAGACCAGCUGGCUAUCAGGUACCAGACGGCUAUGAGGCUGCUGGUGCGGAACGGCUCAGAAUAGACCAGGACGUGCAGGCUGAGCAGACAGCUGCAGAGGACAAGUUGAAGAACUACCAGCAGUUGAUGGUGUUGGAGAAUGCCGACCUGAUCACUACUACUGAGCCGUUUGAGUGCUGCGUGUGCUUGGUAGAAUGUGCGGCACAAGACGGAGUGGUGUUGCGUGACUGCCUGCACACAUUCUGUCGCGCGUGUCUCGCGCACACCGUACAGUUCACGGAGGAGGCUGAAGUCAAGUGUCCAUUCCGUGACCACAACUACGCCUGCGAUAGCACACUGCAGGAGAGGGAGAUCAAGGCUGUGAACGUGAGUGACAGUGAUGAUGACGACUCUUGUAUCGUGUGCAUGGCUGAGCCAAGGUGUUGUGCAUUGACGCCUUGCGGUCACCGCGCGUACUGCGAGACUUGCUGCCUACGGCUGAUAGAGCUGGACCAGAUGUGCUCCCUGUGUCGGCGCAAGGCUGACGGCUACCUUAUCAUCUACCUCUAGUCGAACUUCUCACAAACGUGUAGAAAUUGGAAUUUAGCCAUCGUCUCAAAUCGCAGAUUGGCAGCACUUGAAAAAUGUAACAAUGGCUCUAAAUAAACAGGACAUUCUGUUUGUGUCACCUCGCUCCAUUCUAGCUUUCAAAAUGGUAAUAAACGUAACAGGAAAUGGAAAUUGCCAUUAUGAGUAAUAUCACUAAUAAACAAGACCAUAACCAUAAUCAGAAUUGGAGUCCCGUUUUGUGGGCCCGAAGCAAUAACAAAAAUUGGAAACUUAUAUAACAUUAUACUAUUUUAUAUUUCAAUAAUUAGAAAUUUUAUCUGUUCUAAUGGCGGAAUAACGGUUAAGCUGUUGCAUUGUGAUAAAUCAACUGUGAAAAAGCAACUACUGUGAAUCAACACUUGAAUAACAAAAUCCUCAUUAAAGUUUUAUUAGAGAUUAUGUUAAAAGUAAAAGCAGUUUCAACUACUUGUAUGAUUGUUUUUACACCCCUGACCUAAUCUGUUGAAGUAGAAUUGAAAUAGAUAAGAAAUAUCUCAAUUCAUUGUUCUUUUACAUAUAUUUAAUUUAAACGUAGUCUGAAAAUUAUUUUUGAAUUGUAUUCAAUUAAUGUGAUUUACUCAAAACUGAAUUGAAAAUCACAGAAUUUGAAAAUCACAAAAACUGAGUUUGAUUUGAGUUCACACAAAAUUGUCCUAUUGUAUUUAAAUUUCACAAAAUGAAUUGUAAUUACUAUUUAUGUAAGAAAAAGUCCUGAUAUAAUAUAUUAAUAUAUAAAUAUGCUGAGACUUAAAUUAGUUUAUAUUUUUAUUCAACACCAUGUCCAGUGAGGUGUUAUUUGUUUCAUUGAGAUAUUUUUGUGUUUUGUGGCUUUAAAAGGAUACAAAUGGUUUUUGUGCUUUAGCUGUGGACUUUUAACCCUUUGCUGUCAAAUUUGACUUCUGUGCUAUUGUUGUUCACCCUCACAAUCUUCCAGUUUAGGUCAAACAUGCUAUUGUUGGUCCAAAGUGCCACUGUAUCUGCUACAACUCAAAAUGCCUUAUCUUUGAACCCACUGUGUAGCUGUUGAAUCUCAAUGUUUCCACAAAUUUACUCCAGCAGUACUUUUGCUUUAUUGUAUUAUUCUACCGAAUCCACAGCAUGUUGCAUAUUGAUUUUGUUUAUUUAUUAAGUAUGUUGAUUUUGAAACCUAAUUUAUUAAUUAUAGAUAUUGUGUCUGAUACAAUUUUGGAAAUAUUUUAAAAUGACUAAGUACACAAACAUUCUAUAAAAAAUGUAAAAUGUAAAGACUACAAAAAUCGUUCUGAAUGUGCUCAGAUUGUUAAAAAUAUAGGUUCAGUAUUUAGUAAAGUUCAAACUUAAAACUAAACUGCUGUCCAUUGAAGCAUUUCUGAACUUGGUUCAAGCUGAGAAUUCUUGUUGUUUCAUGUUCAUACUUGAAGAAUUUUAUGUUACAGCUCUAUAUUUUAUUGUUCAUAAAAUAUUGAAACUAAACAUUAAAUGAGUAAUUUUGGUUUUAGAUAUUAAGGUUACUAGUAUUCCAAAUGAUAACUUCAUGAUCCGUUCAAGGAAAUGUUAUGCAUUAAAUAAUAGUUUAGAAAAUGAAAAAUAUGAUCAGUCUAGUCAUUUUUUGUUGGGAGAGCUGCAAAAAGCUUGAUAAUAUUUUUAUAAAUACUGUGUUCUUUUUAUGUUGUAUCUGCCAAUGUUUUGUUGUGAAUUACAUAUUCUGUUUUGUAGAUCUUGUGCUAUAGGAGUUAGCUUAAUUUUAUUUCCUGAUACUGAAAACAGCAGAUUAUAACCUGGUCUUAGUACUCUAUGACAUCAUCAAUUAAGAUUAUUUUCUCUUUACAUUGAGUUGUGAUAUAUUGUAAUGUUGUACAGAAGUUUGUAUUGUCUCUUGUGAAUUUCACUGCCACUUUAAUUCCUUUAGCUGUAAGUAUCUAGAACAUUUUAUAGCUCUUUCAAAAACCUGAUGUCAAUAAGAAAUCUAUUUUAAAAAAGUGUAAGAAAAUAAUUUUACAGCCAAAACUAAAUAAAAAGUAUAACUUUUUUAUUAGUUUUAUACUUAACUUUCUUCCUGAAAUAUAGGAUGUUACCAAUACUUAAGUUUACAUUUUUAAGCUACAGCACUGUUUAAUUGACUGCUCUUCAAAUAUUUCUAAUAAAGAUAUAAAUAUAUUAA
Molecule: messenger RNA, 8208 nt
Organism: Homalodisca vitripennis (glassy-winged sharpshooter)
Lineage: Eukaryota; Metazoa; Arthropoda; Insecta; Hemiptera; Cicadellidae
Exons: 12
Coding region: 48-6029 (1993 amino acids)
Biological process (GO): protein linear polyubiquitination; proteasome-mediated ubiquitin-dependent protein catabolic process
Cellular component (GO): LUBAC complex
Molecular function (GO): ubiquitin binding; ubiquitin-protein transferase activity
Source: RefSeq, a predicted model, not a curated record